Messenger RNA from Vespa mandarinia (Asian giant hornet), 7336 nucleotides. RefSeq lists its product as uncharacterized. The record is from RefSeq and is a predicted model, not a curated record. Lineage: Eukaryota; Metazoa; Arthropoda; Insecta; Hymenoptera; Vespidae. Gene Ontology annotation, molecular function: DNA-binding transcription factor activity, RNA polymerase II-specific; sequence-specific DNA binding. Gene Ontology annotation, biological process: regulation of transcription by RNA polymerase II. Gene Ontology annotation, cellular component: nucleus.
UUUUUCAGUGCUACCAAACGAAUUUGUGGAUGAAACUGCUUAUGAAAUUUGAAAAACGAUUAAAUAAACUGGUCGAAUGAUUUAUGAAUAACGGAUUCUUCUAUGGUGAAAACUCAAAGUGAUUUCUAAUUAGGAGUUAUAAUAAGUGAAAAAUUUGUAUAAAAUAAUAUAAGUUAUAAAUUGGAAAAGUUAAUUUUAGUGAACAUUGCAUCAUUUUAAAGAAUAUCCUAUAAUCAUGAAAGGCAAUAAGAAAAAUUAUGAUAAGAAAAAAAACAUGCUUUCUAUAAUACAUAUUACAAAGAAACAUAGUAUAAAUGAACAUAUAAUAAAAGAUAAAAAGUAUUUGAAUACGGCUAUUGCAUUAUCUGACACUACGUAUUCUAUAAAACAUGGAGAGAUACAAACAUGCAAUAGUAAUAUAAAAAGAUUGCAAAAAAGUUUAUGUAAGCCUGUAUCAGUAGUAAUUCAACGUUUAUCUCAAGAAACGUUUAAGAAAUACUUGUAUACUACAAAGAAUCAAUGUAAAUCUAAAAGAAGCAAUAAGACAAGAAGUAUUAUACGAUCCAAAUAUAAACAGAUUGAUAUUUUAUCAAGAAAAUUCAAAAAACAAACGCUACAAUUAAAUAAUGACAUUAGUAAUAUUUUUGAUACAAAUAAUAAACUUGAAAAUACUUCUUUGAAUUUCACAAAUAAUAUUUGUGUUGAUGAUGAAUCAAAUAAUGACAAAAAAAACGACGACCAAAGAAUAAACAAGAAAGAGGUUUUAAAAAAUGUGCAACCCGUUGUGGUGUUAUCAAAUCAAGUAGAUGAGAAUAAAUUAAAAAGUAUGAAAAAUGUUCAAAAAACUUCGGAACAUUUACUUUUUCCAGAAAAUAUCAUAGAUAAUAACUGUAAACAAAACAGUUAUGCACAUGAUGAUACAAAAUCUGUUUAUUCUUUGCUAAAGAUGAAUGAUGAACUGCCUCCUAUAAAAGAAGCAGAUAAAAAUGAAAAAUAUUUAGGCAAAUGGAAAUAUAAAAGAAAAUAUAUGUCUCAUGAAGAAUCGAAUGAUAUAUUGAAUUCUGUAAAAAAUCGAAAAAAAAGAAAGAAAAAGAUCAAAUUACAUCAUAAAGAUCUUGAACAAACUAUAGUCUUAAAUAAUUUUAAAUCAAUUGAUAAUGAAGUUACAAUAAAUAACUUAAACAUUAUUGAUUCAAAAGUAAUGUUAACUAAAUUAGAAAAUGUGUAUGAUAAUAAAUAUAUUAUAAACUGGAAAAAGAAAUGUCCACAACAAUUUCUUUUGUAUCAAAAUUCACAGUUUAUUGAACAGCAGAAAGAUUCUCCUAUAAAUAUAUUACCUACAAAGACUAUAGAUAAUUCUCACAAAGAUGUUACAAAAGAUAGUGAAAGUAAUAUGAAUACAGAAAUUGGAUUAAAUUCAUGUAUUUUACCAUUAAAGUAUAAACAGCCUAAAAAUUUGAAAGUUCUCUUAGUGAAAUUAGAAAAAUUGGGAAUUCCUCUUAAAGAACAAAAUUUAGUUUCAAAAGUAGAACAUUCAACAGCACUGUAUAUUGAUCAUUUUAAAAUGAAUUUCUUUAAUCAUUCCAGUGAUAUACUUGCUCGUAAUGAAUGUGAAGUUAGUAGUACAAAUAAUGAAAGUAUUGAUGAAGCUUUAACACAAUUAAAUCCUUCUGAAAAAGAAAAUAAUAUAAUAAUCAAACAUCCUUUAUCCAAAUAUGUUGAAUUAAAUCCAUCAAUUAUACAAUUGGAACAUAAUUGUUCUUCUCCAAAAAGGAUAUUACAGAAUGUUAACAAUUUAGACAAAUUUUCAGAGAUAUCUUCAUGUUCAUCUGAAAAGUCUAAUGUAAACAUGAAAUAUUCAGGAAUAUGUACACCAUCAAUAAAUGAAAUAGAAGGAAUAUCUAAGUCAUCAAAAUCACCACGGAUUAUCCAGGAUGAAAUUAUUUCCCCAAAAAUGUCGCUAUUAAAAACGCCUUUACAAAGAUAUUUAGAUAGAGUUCCCUUAAAUUCUUCUCCAACAGAAGUUAAUUCAUUAACUACGUCAGAUGAAACGUUACAAAAAAAUACAAAAUUAAAGGAAACUCAGAUAUUACCAUCACUGAUUUCAAAACAGAGCGUUUUUUCAAAAAAAUGUGAUGAGACAUUAAAACUGAUAAGUGAAAUUGAUUGUGAAAAUUCAACAACUCUACAGAAUGAUGAAAAAACUCUGAUUGAUAAUGACAAACAAAAUACAUUAGAAAAAAAUACAGAUCAAGAAUUAAGUCAAAUAGAAGAUUUACCACUUUUCAUUGUUGAUGGAAGUUCUAAUAUAAAUGGUUUAACAAAUGAAUCAACAACCUCUAUUUUAAAAGAAGCUGCUACAAAGGGUAUGUUUGUAGAUAAUAUUUCAACUGAAUCAAUAAUAUUACAUGAUAUAGAAAAUAGUAUAAAAGAUAUUGGUUUAUUGAAUGAAUCUUUAAUAAAUAAGGAUUCUGAAAAGAUAAUUUCUAAUGGUGAUGUAAAAACGAAAACAGAUGUUAGUAAUAUAACAAAUGUUAGUAAUAUAACAAAUGUUAGUAAUAUAACAGAUGUUAGUAAUAUAACAGAUGUUAGUAAUAUAACAGACGUUAGUAAUACAAACUUACCAAAAAAUGUGCAAACAAAAGAAAUUAAUAUACUUCAAUCAAACAUUAUUACGUCAAAUAAUACUAUUCCUUAUGAAUGUAUUGCUUGUGAUUCAUCCUUUAUAGAAUUUAAAACACUUCAAUCACAUCUAAAGAAAUGUUUGAAAAAAAGAAAAAAUAGUGUAAAUGAUAACAAUGUGGUACUUAAAGUGUCUCAGGAUAAUGACAAUAUCCUAGAUAUAUGUAGUGAUAAAACAGAAUCAAAUUCACAGGAACUCGAUAAUAGUAGUUCAGUAUUGUCAACAUUUCCCUCGAUGAUUUCCUCGAUUUCUACUAACUCUAAAACUAAAACAAAAAAAUUUAAUCAUGAAAAUCAACAAAAGGACAAACAUUCACGUCGUAAAGUAUUCAAAUACAAUAAUAAAAAUACUCAAUGUACUGUCUGUUUAGAAGUCUUUGAUUCAAUAAUAAGUCUCUCAAAUCAUAUUUAUACCCAUACUGAAAAAGAAUUGCAAAAAGCAUAUCAAAUUGCCAAAAGCAAACAGGGAUUGAAAAAUGGAAGUGAUAGCAAUAUUACUACUGAUUCAAGUGAAAAAACACAAACAUCUACUAGCGAAUCUUCAAGUACAUUACCUGUAGAUAGUACGACGAUUGAAUCAUUGCAAUCUGAUAUGGAAAAUAAGAAAGUUGAAAAUAUAACAAACGAAAUUAUUUCAAAGGAAAAAAUGAGAUUAAAUGAAAAUCAAUCGAAAGAAGUAGAAAAUUCUUUGGAACCAUUGACAAUAGAAACUAAUAAAGAAGUAUCAAUGACAAUUUCUACAGUUCAUAAAAGAAAUUCAAUCAAAUUUUGUGCAUGCCAUAAAAAUGAAUUUGAAAACAAACCAUCUAUUGAACUAAUUUUACUUUGUAAUAUCUGUAAUAUUUUAUUCCAAACUCGGGAGUGUUUUGAAGCCCAUUUUGAAAACGAGGAGACAUAUUUAUGUAACACAAAACGAUUAACUAGUAGAGAACCAAAAUUGUAUUGCAGUAUUUGUCAAGUAAUAUUGUAUUCUUUUAUUGGUAUGCGGCAACAUAUGGAAAACCAUUUAAAAAAUUUUCAAAGUAUCAAAUUGUUUUGUCAUAUUUGUAAGAUACGUUUUAUUGGUAUGGGUCCUAUAUUUAAUCUACACUGGUUCAAUCACAUAAGAAAUGUUUGUUAUGUAGCUUCUAUUUCAAAUUUUCCUAAAAUAUCGAUAGUGGAUUCAACAAGUGAGGAAUGGUCAAUUAUUACUUCAGAUCAAUUCAAGUAUCUUAUAGUGACAGAACAUAUUUGCGAUAUUUGUAAUGCACAGUGCUUUUCGAAGAAUCAAUUAAAAAUUCAUAAGUCAUCUUGUACAGAAAAUUCAAAAUUACCUAGCAUAGUGCCUGCAAAUGAUCACAAAAAUCAAAGUAUUCACUCGAAAUUAAAUUUGCAUUUGUCUUGUAAUAUUUGCAAUCUCACAUUUUCACAAAAAUCUUUGUAUGAAGAGCAUAUUGCAACUCACAAAAAUAAUUUGCGAUCACAAUACAUUUGUUCGUCAGCAACUGAUAUAAAAAAGACAUAUUUCUGUAAUAUUUGUAAGAACGUUUACGAAAACUUAAAGGAAUUUAUGAUACAUUGGCAAAAGCAUAAUACGAUACGUAAGAGUAUCAUUCAUAAUCAAGCCAAAUCAGAUUUCUCCAGUCUGAAAUCACACUUAGAAAAUUCAAAGGAAUACAAUACAACAAUAAUAAAUAAUACUUCCUGUCAAGAGACUAAUCACAAAAUGGAUUUUACUUGUAAGAUUUGUAAUUUAAGUUUUGACUCAAGCGAAGCUUUACAUAAACAUACUUGUACUCGCAAUAAGGAGUUUCCAAAUUUGACCACAGUUCAUUCAAAUAAUGCAUGCAACGAUUCAAACGAACAAAAAAUUUCUUCGGUAUAUCCGACAGAAUUAGAGCCUAAUUUAAUAAAACCUAUGAUUAUUUCUGCUCAAUUAACGAACGAAAUAAAGACAAAUGAUAGCGUAGAUCCUGUAAACGAGAAUAUACUCGAAGUAAUUGAAAACGAAAAUUCUACGAUCAACCAGACAAUUGAUUCAUCGAAAUCAUUGACAAAUUCCAAAUCAAUAGAAUCUGUUAAAACUGAAUUUGAUGAUAUAUCUGUGAGUGACAAUCGAAGUACUAUUGAUCAAGAUUUAGAAAGUCUUUUAUCGAUCAGCGAUGUGAAAACCGACGACUCGAACAUAACCGAAAUUAAUUAUUUUGUGAGAAACAAUAAAUCAUCUACUUUUAUGAAUAAAUCAGAAGAGAAGGAAAGAACAACUGCUUGUAACGUAAAUAAUGAUUUGGAUAAGUAUGAUAAUAUAAAAGAUUCAAACAACAAAAACACAGUGAUAGUUAAAUCAACUAUUGACUUGAAAAAGAAGGAUGUUCUUGUUAACAAUCCUCCGCUAUCUGAAAACAUUAAUAUAAAUGAAACACAGGAUAAUGUUACCCCGGUAGAACUUAAAAUCUCAGAGAAAAAUCAGAAUAACUUCAAAGAAACCGUGAAAUCGACGACGAGCUUUCAAUCAAAUAAUUCUACCGAAACGAGUGAAGAGUCGGUAAAGACUAAAAAAUACUUGCGCGUAAAGAAUAUUUCAGAAUUGAUAGACCAAAAGUUAAAAUACAAUUCUUACAAUAAAAAUGGCCACGAUGAAAAUACUGAUAUUCUAGCAUCUUCAUCUGUGGCCAUGGAUUUGUCAAAUCAGAAACAAACUAAGAACUUAAACAUCGAGCCACAUCCAGUCGUAAGAGAAUUAAAUACCAAACAGAACUCUAUACCGGGCUCUUCAAAAGCUUAUAAAAUGAUUAUUAUAGAUCACUCACUUACUGAAAAACAAGCGGUUUACGUUCCUCAUUAUGAAUCAAACAGCCUGAAACAGGGCUUUGUUUGUUCAACAUCAACAGAAAAAACAAAGUGUAUACCAGCACCACAAUCAAGACAAGAAGCAACAUCACAAUCAGGACAAAAACCAACAUCAAUACUAAAACCACAAUCAGGACAAAGAGGAAUACCAAUGUCAACACAACAAUCAACACAUAGAGCAACACCAGAAUCAGGACAAAGAACAACACCAAUACCAAUAAUACCACGACCAGGACAAAGAAUAACACCAAUAUCAAUAAUGACACAAUCAAGACAAAAAGCAACAUCAAUACCAUAUUCAGCACAAACAACAACAUUAAUACCAGUACCAUAUUCAGCACAAACAGCAACAGGAAUGCCAAUAUUACGAUCAGCGUUAUCAUCAGUAACACCUUUUAGGGCUCCUUACACAUCUCAAUCACAAGUUUCUAACGUUCAAUAUGCAAGUGUCAAACCAGUUACUACAAACUCAUAUCCAAUGAAUCCAAGAAUAAUUAAAGCUGUUACGUAUGUUCCAUCGUUAAUAAUACAACCACAAAAUGUGUCUCACAAUCAAAGCACAUUAAUUGCCUCAUCGUCAUCGAUCUUGACGAAUUCUUCAGCUAAUAAUUAUAUGAAUAAUACUUAUGUGGCUCAGAGAGAUAACAUUGCAUUAUGUAAGACUACAUCUACAUCCAUGAUAUCCAAUUUACAGUUAACAAAUAAUUUUUCUAACCAAAAUAUGCGGAUGGGACAACCGCAUGAUACUCAUAGUACAGUAAAGAUGCAGAAUGCAGUUCAUAAUACGUGUAGUAAUAGAACAGCCAAAGUAAUGUCUGUCAACAUGAGAUCACGGAAUAGUAUAGAAUUAUAUACGAACAAUGAAAUCUCUAGUCUUCCAGUGUCAUCUGAUCAAAAUUAUUAUUAUAAUACUUCUAAUGUCAAGUAUUCUUCCACGAAUGUAAGAAAUUUGAAUAUGAUGCAAAUGCAAUAUUCUAAGCAAGAUAAUAAUCUGACAAAUAACGGGGUUAGUGUACAAAGACAAUCGAAUAAUCUAUUGCAAAUGUCCACUGUCUGUCAGCCAGUUGUCUCAGAUUCUCAUUCUGUGAUGUCUCUUCAACAAUCGCAUGUUCAUGAUCAACCUAGCACAAAUGUAGGAAGUUCUCAAUUUAUGCAUUCUUUAUAUACAUGCAAAUUUUGUCCAAAGCCUUUACACUUUUCAACGGUAGAAGAGCUUGAUUAUCACUUGAAUCUUUAUCAUAAAUUUUUCUGUAGUAUUUGCAACGUACGUUUGUACAGUUCAACUGAAAUAGAUAUUCAUAAGUUGAAGCACGAAUCAUUGUUGUUAUAAAGUAUGUUUCAUAGUUGAAGCUUAAACGAUAUCUUUGCAAAUGCUCGAAGCGGUGAAACAUGGUAUUGUUAUUCAAUAUGUAAUCAUUUAAGAAGAUGUUUAAUUAAUCAUUGACAUGAUUAACUUGUAAAGUAUUAUCACAAUGAAUUUAACUAAUCUUCUCCUUGAUAUAAAUUUUGUAGUAAUUGUGAUAAUAUUUUUAUUUGUAUAGUUUUUUUAUUCGUCUAGACUUUUACUUGUGUAGUGUUUUUAUUCAAUAAAUAUUAUAUAUUUAGUUUUAUUCAAAUUAUUAAAUAAUUUUAUAUAAUUUCUGACGGAAGUCUUAUUAUUUCUGAAUAAAAAUGACAUUUUCAUUCCUCUAUCUUGUAUUUAAUCUAUUGUUUAAUAAGUUCAUAUUACUUAAUAUUAUUUACUUGUUCGUUAAGGAACUUUUUAUCUUAAUUGUUUCUUAUUUUUUAUGAAUCUUUAGAAAGAUAUAUUUGUAAUCUCAAAAAU